Messenger RNA from Serinus canaria (Common canary), 5130 nucleotides. It is a transcript of the gene CCDC30, whose product is annotated as coiled-coil domain containing 30. NCBI's taxonomy places the organism in Eukaryota, Metazoa, Chordata, Aves, Passeriformes, Fringillidae. The transcript is spliced from 24 exons. Bases 1731 to 4802 code for a protein of 1023 amino acids. The record is from RefSeq and is a predicted model, not a curated record.
GGACAGCAGCUCUUGUGCCAGGAGAGAUCCUGGGAGAGAUCCCACAUUCCUGCAUUUCAGGUGCUACAGCAGUGUCCCUAAAGCAUCUGCUUCAAAGGUUUUCCCUCCAUCCCAGGUAUUUGAAGGUUGCUUUGCUUCAUAUUCCAUUGACACCAGGAAGUUUUCCAAGGCAGUGUUUGGGCAGCUCUCACCAAACAAGUCUCAGGUGUCACUGCAGAGCUCUGUAAACAAAGGCAAGGCCUCAUUUGGCACAGACCACAGGGGAUGGCCAAGGUUGGAGAGGGGGAGUGGGCAUGGAGGGGCCUGGUGUCCUGGGAAGGGAAUGGAGCUGGGGAAGGAAGGGGCUGGAGCACCAGGAGCAGCUGAGGGAGCUGGGAAGGGGCUCAGCCUGGAGAAAAGGGGCUCAGGGGAGUCCUUGUGGCUCUGCACAGCUCCUGACAGGAGGGGACAGCCGGGGGAGUCAGGCUCUGCUCCCAGGGAACAGGGACAGGAGGAGAGGGAACGGCCUCAGGCUGGGCCAGGGGAGGCUCAGGGUUGGAUAUUGGGAACAUUGUUCAUGGAAAGGUGUUCAGGUGUUGGCACAGGCUGUGCAGGAUGGUGGUGGAGUCCCCAUCCCUGGAAGUGUUCAAAAACACCUGUGGGAGUGGCACCUGUAGGGCAAACAUGGCACUGCUGGGGGAAUGGUUGGACUCUGGUCUUGGAGGGCCUUUCCAGGCUCAGUGAUUCUGUGAUUCUCUGACAGCAGAAGGGCUGGCAGGGGUUGCCCCUGGAAGAGGAAGUUUCCUCUUGGCUGUGUGGCUUUAGAACUGGAAUGUUCCUGGUUUUAUCUGAACCUUCUUUGAACCGACCAAGGCUCAAGUUACCAAUAUCAAAGUGUGUGUUCCUCAUUCCUGCAAGAAACUUAAUAGCAGCUACUGUGUCCACUGUGUGUCUGCUCACAGGCAGAGACAAAUAAAAUUUGUCCUCUGUCCUCCAAAUAAAUUCACUGGGAUCCUGGAAAGGACAUCAGCACAUGGGAAUGCUGGAAAUAUUUCCUGAGGUGAGGCUGUGCUCUGGGUAAAACCAUGGAGUGUUCAGGAGGCAGCAGUGAUUUUGUAAUAGCACCAGUGCUCUGAAAGUGAGAGGUGCUCAGGAAACAAGGAAAAUUUAGCCAGAAGAGCAAGGAAAGAGCACGAGGAUGGGAUCAGUGGAUGCCAUCAGUGACUGGAGAAGUCCAGGUUGGUCAGGAGGGGAGAGAUCCAGCUGGAAACUGAGUCAGGAAAAGGAAGGCACAACUUACCUGUGGCUCAGACUGAUAAAGAAGGUGAAUAAGCUCCAAGAAUUGCCUGUCUUCGUCUCCCUGUAGGCGGAGCCCCCGGUACCGGCGGACACCAUCCGGCGCUGGCUGCGCGCCGAGGGCGCCGACCCCGCCGCCCCGGCCGAGGAGCAGCUGGAUCUGGCCUGGAGGCUUCUGCGGCGAGCGGAGACCCGGCUGGGCGAGCUGGAGCGGCGGCGGGCCCAGGACAUGAGAGACGUAAGGGCCGGAGAGCGGGCCCGGCUGCGGCCUGUGCAGGGGAGGCAUCGGGCUGGAGCCCCAGGAUGGGGUGGAAAGCUACGUGGGCCACGUCCGUGCCCUGACAGAAGAGAGGGAUGCCAUUGCCUCUGAGUAUGAGAAGGAGAACGAGCAGCUCAGGUUGGAGCUGGCCCAGCUACAGCUGCAGCAGGAAAGCCAGCUGAAGGAGGUGGAGGAGAUGCUGGAGCAGGAAGGGUUGUCCCAGAUCUCCUGCAGUGCUGCCAGUGAACAGGUCGCGUAUCUCCUGGUGGAGCGGGCGGCGCUGCUGGGAAGGCUGGAAGUGGCAGCCCAGCAGCUGGGAUCCCACAGCAGGAUUGAUGGGCUCCAGUUCUGCAGGGAGGAGCUGGAGGGGGAGCAAGCAUUGCCUGCAGGAGAUGUGGGAGAUCUGGAUGAGGCCCCACAGAGGCUGGUGGUGUCCCAGGAGGAGAUCCAGGGGGUGGCAGAAGGGCUGGAGGCACAAAGCAAAGAGCAGAGUGGAGCAGACAGGGCUGAGCUCCAGAGGGCCAUGGAGCACAACAGCCGGCUGGACAAGGAGAUCCUGGCACUGCGGGCGCGCGUCCAGACGCUCGACCUGGAGAGGAAAGCCUUCCUGGAGCUGGUGGAGCAGCUCAAGGAGGAGAUCUGUGAGUACCAGCGGAGCGAGAGGCCGGAGCCGCCAGCGGCAGAGGGACUUGGAGUGGCCUCACUGCAGGCACAGGGCACACAGGAAGAAGCAGGAGCUGAUGGAGACCCUGGUGCCAGCAGAGCUGCCCCACAUCAGGAACAUGGAGAUCAGGGUGUGGAAACCCUGCACAAAAGGUGCCGGGAAGCCAUGGAGAGUGUGGAGGGCAGGAAUUCCCAGCUCCUCCACAAGCUGCAAAAACUGGAGCAGGAACAAGAGGGUUCCAGUGAGAAGCUGGAAUCAAUCCUGGGAGAGACACAGAUCCAAAGCAAGCAAGAGAAGCAGCAGCUGGAGAGCAAGGUGGAGGGACUGCACCAGAAAAUCACCACUUUGGAAACAGAGUUGUUUGAGGUGCAGAAGAACAAAAGUGAGACGAAUGGGAGCGAGCAGGUGCCAUCUGGAGCUCAGGAGAUGCAGGAGAUGUUGGAAAGCUGUCAGGAAACAAUAGACAAGUUGGGAAGUCAGCUGGGAGAGAGGAGAGAACGGAGAAAGCAGCUGGCAUCUGAGCUGGAGCUGCUGAGGGAGGAUUUGAAAGCUGAGAAGGUUCUGGGCAGCCAGGGUUUGCCUGACUCCCACUCAGAGCUCACAGGCCACAUAAACACCUUCCCAGGUCUCCAGAGAGCAUCAGCCAGCAGGGAUCUUGUGGAUGUAUCCCACGAGAAGCCCCACAAAGACAGUGCUUUGCUAGAUCCAGAGGCCUCUGAAGUCCUGCAGGACAGAGAGCAGAGUCCCAAAGUGGAGCAGAAACAGGAAGAUCCCUGUGCAGAUGCAAAGUCCUACGAGGAACAGAUGGCUAAAGUAGUGUUUUUGGAAGAGCAGAUCAAAAACCUGAGGGAAGAACAAGAAGUGCUCUGCUCUGAAUUACUAGAGAGCAACAAGAAGAAGGAGGAGCUGGAGAAGCAGCUCAAGGAGAGCAGUGAAGAGAAGAGGCUGUUGCUUGAAGAAAUUGCCCAGCUCAGACGUGACAUGCAGAGUGCCUGGGAGCAGGGCCCCAGUGGAGACAUCAGGAGGAUGACCCCAGGCUUGGAGCAGAGGGAGAGCAGGUUUCUCCCAUGGCAGAGCUCUGCAGGCAGUUUAGAGGGGAGCCUUAAACAGGGUCUGUCUGAGGAGAGGUUCCAGCAGCAGGAGGAGAAGCUGCAGCAGCUGCGCCAGGACCUGCGGCGGGUGCAGAACCUGUGCAGCUCCGCCGAGAGGGAGCUCAGGUAUGAGAGGGAGAAGAAUGCUGACCUCCAGAGGCAAAAUCUGCUGCUCCAGCAGGAAUGCACCAAGGUCAAAGCUGAGCUGAAGCAGGCCCGGGCCAAACUCUCAGAGACCACAGAAACAUGUUCCUCCCUCUCAGCACAGUGGGACAGGAGCCAGCAGAAGGUCAAGGAGCUGGAGCUGGAGCUCUCCAAGUGCUCCCAGGCUGAUAAGCUUAGGAGCAGCCUCCAGGAGAGGCUGGCCCAGGAGAAAUCCAGAGCAGGAGAAGCACAAAAGAAGGUCUCAAAACUGCAGCAAAAGCUGAAGGACUCCCAGCACCAGCUGCUGCUGGCAGAGGCCCGUGCUUCUGACAAGAAGCUUCUGGAAGAGCAGCUGAAGGAAGCUCGGGAGAGUGAAGCUCGAGUGCAGCAGGAACUUCAUGAGGAGCAGCUGAAAAGGAGGCUCCUGGAGCAGCAGGUGGAGGAGCUGAGGCAGCAGCUCCGGCACUCCCGGGAGACCGAGGCGUCGCUGGCCAAGAUGCACGUGGAGCUGCAGGCCAAGACCCUGCAUGUCCUGGAGGAUGAGAAGAAGCUGGAUGCUGGGGAGCAUGUGCAGUGCCAGAGGGAGAAUCAGAAGCUCUCGGAGCAGCUGGUGCUGCUGAAGGAGGAGAACAAAGCCCUGUAUGAGGAAGGUGUCAGACUCCUGAACCAGAAGGAUCUCUAUGUCAGGAAAUACAACGAGAUGCAGCUCAGGCACAAGGACAAGAUCCGCAGGGCCAAGGAGACUUUCAUCCACGAGGUGAAACAGAGGGACAGCAGGAUCAAACAGCUGGAAAAUGAGCUCAGCGAGUCGAAACUCCAGGUGGAAAAGGGGAAGGUGCUGAUUGCCCAGAUCACUGCUGAGAAUGAAAAAUUACUCCAGGAGAGGCGACGGCUCCUGCAAAAAAUAUCAGACCAGGAGGAGUCCCCUUGGAGCCUCCGGUCUGGGAUUCCCUCCCUGCAGAGCAGAGGGAAGAGCCUGGAGGAGGAGAACGCCCGGCUGCAGGACAAGCUCCAGCUCUCCAGCCAUGGGGGCUUCUCCCAGCGCCUGGCCAGGGGCAGCCCUGCUCCCAGCACAGAGGACCUGAAGCUUGCUGCUGGCUCUGAACGCCACCCCCAGAGCAAGGUGCUGCCCCCUGCUCGUGCCAGCUUCCCACCCCGAGAUCUCCCAGAGCCCCUGGGUGUCCUGAAGGGCCUGCAGAGCACCAAGCCUGAGGGAGAGGCUGAGAGCCAGGAUUCCUCCUUCUGCCUGUCCCCCUCGCAGCCUUCAGAGAUUGGGUACCUGAACGUGGCCUCUCCUGGGGACAGCAGGGCCCCCACGGCCUCCCCUCUGCCCGAGCAGAGCCACAGCCUUGGCUCCCAGAGCUCCUGAGCUGGGAAUGCUGCUGCAGCCUGAGCUGAACUGCAGGCUUUGGGCUCCAGCAGAGCCUGCACAGAGAAAUGCCAAAUGGACUGAGCCUGUGAUUGCUGGGGUAUGUUCCCACUAAAGGAUUCCACUGCUUUUUGGUUUUGUUUUUUAUUUAACUUGCCCACCUGUAAAUGUGUGUGUGAUCCCAGAUCCACUGCAGGCUGGAAUUUGUAAAUAAACUGUACAGUGGUAGAGGGGGGGUGGGGUGAAGGGAGUCUUCCCUCAACCCUAAUCCCCUGUCCAGUCCAAAUCUAUAAAUUUUGUAAAUAAAACUGUCAGAAGUUCCCUUUUA